This is a messenger RNA of Melampsora larici-populina 98AG31, 1693 nucleotides long. RefSeq names its product family 18 glycoside hydrolase. The record is from RefSeq and is a predicted model, not a curated record. NCBI's taxonomy places the organism in Eukaryota, Fungi, Basidiomycota, Pucciniomycetes, Pucciniales, Melampsoraceae. Gene Ontology annotation, molecular function: chitinase activity; chitin binding. The transcript has 14 exons. Bases 72 to 1502 code for a protein of 476 amino acids. Gene Ontology annotation, biological process: carbohydrate metabolic process; chitin catabolic process. Gene Ontology annotation, cellular component: extracellular region.
CAAAAUUUAACAGUCAGCUCAUAUUUUAACACCCACUUAAACCAAAUAUUAGUAGAAUCAAGUAGCAUAAGAUGGACAUUAGAUUGAGUUUCUUGAUCAUUUCACUUGCAUCCUUAUCGUUCUCCCAUGGGACCGACGUGACUUUUUUGGAAUCUUCUUCUUCAUCCUCAACCUCUGAUAGCUUGGCGGCUUUCACGGUAUCUGUUACUGACUCUGACGCCAAUGGGGACACUUCAGUAGAUGAGUCCACCGGCGCUAACCACGCCAAUGGCACUCAUAACAGUACAAGUAGCCACGAGCCUACUCGUCACAAUUCCACGUUCGUGGACGGGAAAGACACCGGAAGAAAGGUGUCCGCGUACUAUCCCUCAUACAAUGCCGAAUUUGGACCGCUCUCAGAAGUAAACUAUGAGCUUUACGAUGAGCUCAUUUUUUUUACCGCCACUACCAACAGUAACUUCACCAUUGGGCUUGGCGGUAUAGAGGAAACUCAGUGGGAUGCCUUAGCGAAUGAUUUUGUACACAGAUGUAAAAAUGCCUCUGUAACACCUACCUUGGCUAUCGGAGGUUGGACUGGUAGCUUGUACUUCUCAGACCUAGUGGCGACGGCAGAAAAUAGGACGACGUUUGCGAAUUCACUAGUUGAAUUUGCUAAGAAGUACGAGUUCGAUGGGGUUGAUCUUGAUUGGGAAUGGCCAUCUCUGCAAGGCAUAGGAUGCAAUGCUGUCAGAGAUGAUGAUAUAGAAAACCUUGGACUCUUCCUUGAAGAAUUGAGGAAAAUAUGGCCACAAAUGCGCCUGACUCUUGCUUCCAGUGUCGCUGGCGUGCGUGAUUCGACAUUUGCAGCUGUUUCAGCGGAGCGUGUGGCCUCUCUGGUGAAGAACUUGGAUAAUCUACACAUGAUGGCCUACGAUGUGUUUGGUGGUUGGUCAAGCACCACUGGCCCACUGGCUCCUUUGAGUGAUCAAUGUGCAGAAAGUGCAGAUCAGCUUUCGGUCCAAAGAGCUUAUGAAACAUAUAUCAGGCAGGGAUUUAGUAAAGAACAAUUAGUUGUCGGAAUCCCAACUUACGCUAGAAGCUUUGGCCUUGAAAGCCCUACACUCGUUCCCAAGACCGUUGGGAACUAUACCACUUACUAUUAUCAAAACUUUACUUCCGUUCAAACAGGUGGGGCUGCCGAUGACAAACCAGGUGUUGACGUUUGUGGUCAAGCCACAGGUUGGGGAGGUACUUGGAUGGUGAAAGAGCUCAUUGAGAACGGUUUCUUGAGUGAAUCGGAAAAAGAAGGCCUCAAUGGCUUUACUCUUUAUCAAGAUGAAUGCAGUGGUGUGCCCUUCCUGGCAAGCAAUACCACUUUGAUAUCCUUUGAUGAUACUCAAAGCAGUGUGAAGAAGGCGAAAUGGGCCAGGGAAUCUGGGUUGGGUGGCAUCUACUUCUUUGAUGCCAUUGCUGGUUUAGAUAGAACUGUCAAGCAUUCCAGAGAGGAGUUCCUCAAGAACUAGGCGGAGUUCUUCUCUGACUUUUUUUUAUUCUAUCAUACCUCUCAAUCAGAUGGCCCAAUCAUAGUUCAUCAUGUAAAUUAGAAUUCUGAAUGAGAUAGAUUUUUUCUAUUGAUUUCAAGCAAUUGGGUCUUGUCUUCUUACAUACUUCUUCUUCCUGUGCAUCAUAUCUUCACAAAGGCUUUUUCACAUCC